Tripterygium wilfordii is the source of this 2121-nucleotide messenger RNA. Its product is annotated as epimerase family protein SDR39U1 homolog, chloroplastic-like. NCBI's taxonomy places the organism in Eukaryota, Viridiplantae, Streptophyta, Magnoliopsida, Celastrales, Celastraceae. The transcript is spliced from 13 exons. Bases 811 to 1869 code for a protein of 352 amino acids. The record is from RefSeq and is a predicted model, not a curated record.
CUAUAAAGUUAUUGCUCCCAACGUGAAAAAUCUAACUUAGGAUGUUCGGAGUCCAUGUGAUUUGUAAUCAGAGAGAUUAAUCAAUUAGGUUAUUACCCAAGUGGUUCAAUCCUCAUUCCUUCCUUGAUUGAUCAUGGUAAAAGUAGCCGCAUUGUCAGUUAGCCUUGAAUUCGGUUAAAUAAUAAGGUACUAAUAUGUACUGUUCUUGUAGAAACUAAUAUGUAGUCUUAGCAGAGUAUUCUGUCUUACUUUCCGAAGAGGAAUUGAACAAUCAAAUCAAUGAAUUCAAUUAUCAAAUAUCAUGAACAAGAAAACUUGGAGCAUAAAUUCGUCGAGAAUCAUUAGAAAUGUGCACAAUCUAUGAUCCCGGCAUCGCCCCUCCUGUCGUCAGAUGAAGUAAAAGCCGCUCGCUCCAUAAUCAUCACCCGCGGUGCUACAGGCGCCGCACCAACCAUUGCAUCGUCGCCAUUUUUGGUUCCUUUCUUAGCUUCGUACUUGGCAGUUGGCACCCACUCUCGGAGGAUAUGGGAGAUGAUGAGGCCCAACUAACUUGAAGGCAAGCAUCAAGGCCCAGAAAGGAUUAUUGAGCUACAUUGGGCUUCUUUCAGGCCCAACAAAGGCCCAUAAAUUUACUGCCAAAACCAAAUGGAGUAACGGUAACUGAGUGUCUGAGAGAGAUUGAAGCGAUGGAUAUGUGGGGUUUGGUUGCUGUGGCUCCAAAUCGACCACAGAUGCACAAGAAAAGCUGCAUAAGACGCGCAAUCUCUUCUUUGUCAGCUACGGCUUCUGCAGUAUAAGCAUCGGAAAUCAAUGGAGCUUUGCAGAGCCACUACUACUCUGUCAUGGACUAACUCUAUCUCCUCUACUCACUCUCUUCAUCUUCCUCGGUCUUUCUCUAUGUCUCAGGCCAAGAGAGUAAGGGUUUACUGUGCCUCUGAUCAAACCCAGAAGGGAAAUCAGAUGACUGUAUCCGUAACAGGAGCUACUGGCUUUAUAGGUAGAAGAUUGGUGCAAAGACUGCAAGCAGAUAAUCAUUACAUUCGUGUCUUGACACGCUCCAAAUCCAAAGCCGAGUUAAUAUUUCCUGUCAAGGACUUUCCAGGAAUUGUGAUUGCGGAGGAGCCGGAGUGGAAAAGCUGUAUUCAAGGCUCCACUGCUGUUGUAAAUUUGGCUGGAACACCCAUUAGUACGAGAUGGUCAUCUGAGAUUAAGAAAGAUAUCAAGCAAAGCAGGAUUAGAGUCACUUCUAAGGUUGUAGAUCUAAUCAAUAAUUCACCAGAAGGAGUUCGGCCCACUGUUUUGGUCAGUGCAACAGCGGUUGGCUAUUAUGGCACUAGUGAGACACAGGUAUUUGACGAGCGCAGUCCGUCAGGAAAUGAUUACUUGGCUGAGAUAUGCAGAGAAUGGGAAGCAACAGCUCUCAAAGUAAAUAAGGAUGUAAGACUAGCUCUUAUUCGCAUUGGCGUUGUUCUUGGUAAAGAUGGCGGUGCUUUAGCAAAAAUGAUCCCUCUCUUCAUGGUGUUUGUUGGCGGACCUGUGGGCUCUGGACGACAAUGGUUUUCCUGGAUUCACUUGGACGACAUAGUGAACCUAAUAUAUGAAGCUUUAUCCAAUCCAUCUUACAAAGGUGUUAUCAAUGGAACUGCGCCACACCCUGUCCGAUUUGCAGAAAUGUGCGAGCAAUUGGGAAAUGUCCUGGGGCGACCGUCAUGGCUGCCUGUUCCUGACUUUGCUCUCAAAGCAGUCCUUGGAGAAGGUGCUUCUGUGGUUCUGGAUGGGCAAAAGGUGGUUCCUGCUAGAGCCCAGGAGUUGGGUUUUCGUUAUAAAUACCCCCAUGUCAAAGAUGCACUCAAGGCCAUUCUGUCAUAAGAUUAAGAGCAUGAGAUGAGAUGUGACAUGACAAAGCUCAUACAUACAUUGCUCUUAAUUAGUUCCUUUUUGAGGCUCUGCAUUAGCAAACAACUUGGAUUAUUUGGGACCAAUUGUCUUAUUUUAUUAGCUUCUCUCUUUCUUUAGUAAUGUUCUUGAAGUGUUAAUUAAGCGCAUACACUAAUUAAGGUUGGAUCAUAUAUAAUUCUCUAAUAAAAGCUGGUCAACUCACGAAGCAAUGGCUGAUAUUCA